This is a messenger RNA of Colletotrichum destructivum, 1911 nucleotides long. RefSeq names its product Putative Phosphoribosyltransferase domain, phosphoribosyl pyrophosphate synthetase. Gene Ontology annotation, biological process: purine nucleotide biosynthetic process; ribonucleoside monophosphate biosynthetic process; 5-phosphoribose 1-diphosphate biosynthetic process. Gene Ontology annotation, cellular component: ribose phosphate diphosphokinase complex; cytoplasm. Lineage: Eukaryota; Fungi; Ascomycota; Sordariomycetes; Glomerellales; Glomerellaceae. The record is from RefSeq and is a predicted model, not a curated record. The transcript is spliced from 3 exons. Gene Ontology annotation, molecular function: ribose phosphate diphosphokinase activity; magnesium ion binding. The coding region runs from base 43 to 1515 and encodes 490 amino acids.
CGAGAACCAAAACUCUUCGUCCUUCGCAUUCCUCUUUCCAAAAUGCGCGGCACUCUCAUCUUCGCGGGCUCCUCCUGCCCAGCUCUCACUACUCAGAUAUGUGAGAACUUGGGCAUGGCUCCUGCUGAGGCGGAGCUUACCCAAUUUUCCAAUGGCGAGACGAGCGUGCGAAUCUUGACUAGCGUCCGAGAGAAGGAUGUGUUUGUCGUCCAAUCUGGCAGCGCCAGGGUCAACGACACCAUCAUGGAGUUGUUGAUCAUGAUCUCGGCCUGCAAUGGCGGCUCGGCCAACAACAUCACUGCUGUACUGCCAUACUUCCCUUAUAGCCGUCAGUCAAAGAAGAAAUCUCACCGCGGGGCGAUCACGGCACGAAUGCUUGCAAAUCUUUUGGGUGUCGCUGGCGUGAAGCACGUCAUCACCGUCGACCUUCACGCAUCCCAGAUGCAGGGAUUCUUCAAAUGCCCCGUUGAUAACCUUCACGCCGAGCCGUUGAUUGCGAGAUGGAUCCGCCACAACGUUCCCAACUGGAAGGAGGCUGUCGUUGUGUCCAAGAAUGCCGGCGGAACCAAGCGUGUGACAUCGCUUGCGGACGCGCUGAAGCUGAACUUUGGCAUGGUUACCACGGAGAAGAACCGAAAGGGAAACAACAUGACCUCGAGCAUGAUCCUCCACCAUCUGGACAACCUAGACCGACAGCCGGUGCUGGAGAGCAGUCGCCAACCCGCAACGGUGCGACCCUCUACGCCUCCUGCAGCUGGACGCGCCGCCAGGGUGAGAGCUGACGCCUCUGGUUCCCCUCAGCACACCAGCGCACCACGGUCCCACCCUCGCUCCAUGGAUGACGUACCUACCACGCCCACGCAGUCCCAGCCCGGCGAUGGCUCUGUCGAUGAAGAGGAGAGCGAUGCGCUGUAUGACGACCGUCGCGCCCAGGAGGUCACGCACGGACGGCUGGUUCAGGGUCACAUAGUAGACGACGACUAUCCAUCGCCGGCUGCAUCGACCGUGAGCGGCAGUGUCCGGGACGAAGAUCCCAUGACCAUGUCUCACGCCUCUUCCUUCUUCGCUCCGGAGCCUCACGCUCUGGGAGGCUCGGGAGAUGCGGCCCCUGAGUCGGACGAGGAGGACGAAGUCCUGAAGGACCCCAAGGUGGAGCACAUGAUCACCCUAGUCGGCGAUGUCAAGAACAGAACUGUCUUCAUCGUGGACGACAUGAUUGAUAAGCCUAACUCAUGGAUUGCCGCGGCCGAGACCGUUGUCAAGAAGGGACGUGCUAAGAAGGUUUACUGCAUGGCCACGCAUGGUGUUUUUGGUGGCGACAGCCUCGAGCAGUUGCAGAAAUGCGAGUGCAUCGACACCAUCCUGGUGACCAACAGUUUCCCCAUCCCCGAGGACCAGGCUAAGCGUGCUCCCAAGCUCGUCGUUCUGGACCUUUCAUUCCUUCUUGCCGAGGCCAUCCGUCGCAACCACUACGGCGAGUCGAUUUCUCCUCUGUAUCAACACAUUCUGGACUAGAUCCAUUGAGAGAGCAUGGAACCGGAGACUGUUCCGGUUACAGUUCGCUAGAGACACGGCUUCUUUCUUGCCUUUCUAUUUUGACUGGCUCGGAUUUUUGAGUCCAGUUUGUGUGGCAUACUUGGGGCAUUUCAGCGCGGCGUUCUGGAACAUGACGCGGCUCACAGUGGAACAGCCAGAUGGCGGCACCAAAAUCAGGAGACUUUGGGUAGGUCUAUCAAAAACACAACCCACGGUCAGUACUAGAGAUGAAUGAUGAAACCUCGAUACCUUGAACCAGCCGCUACCUUCAUGGUGUGUGAGCUCGUCAGCAACUGAUGCUUUCCUCUUCACUUUCUUCCCCGGAGCUGAGUGGCAUCACUGCCGUCUCAGCUCCACCCCAUCGAUGCUGUCUUC